Messenger RNA from Priceomyces carsonii, 774 nucleotides. Its product is annotated as mitochondrial 54S ribosomal protein uL10m. NCBI's taxonomy places the organism in Eukaryota, Fungi, Ascomycota, Pichiomycetes, Serinales, Debaryomycetaceae. Gene Ontology annotation, molecular function: structural constituent of ribosome. The transcript has a single exon. The coding region runs from base 1 to 774 and encodes 257 amino acids. Gene Ontology annotation, biological process: translation. Gene Ontology annotation, cellular component: mitochondrial large ribosomal subunit. The record is from RefSeq and is a predicted model, not a curated record.
AUGAGGAUCUCGACAGCUACUUUAUGUGGACUAAACGGAGUCAAAAGGAGUUUUCUCAAACCAUUCAAGCCAAUAUUUUUUUCAGGUUAUCUGAAUUACAGUACUUCGGCAGAUGGCCCCAAGUCGUCGAUAUAUUCAGUAGAAAACAGAAGCACAGGCAAACACAUAUUGUCAAGAAAAACUUUCUUAGUUGAUUACUAUAAAUACUUGAAUGAUAGAAAUGAGGUUUUACUCUAUGUACAUCAUAACAAUAUAACUAAACCAGAAAACAAGAGGCUUCGUUCUGAAAUAAAAAAAGCUGGCGGACAGUUGAAUAUUAUUAGAAACAGCAUCUACAACAUUUACUUGAGGUCGGAAAAUGAUCUAGACCCUGCUGACGCUGCCACGUCGACGAAAAAUAGGAAUGUUACUCAUCCUUUAUCCCCAUUGCUAAGUGGUCCUACGGGAGUCAUCACCAUACCUAAAUGUGAUCCUAGCGCUGUGGCUCAAAUCUUAAAAGUGAUAAAAGGAGCCCAGGAAAAACUUAUAUUAAUAGGUGCAAAAGUUGAACUGAACGUGUAUGAUGUCAAGCAAGUUGACCAGUUCAAAGACCUUCCUAAUAAAGAGCAAUUACAGAGCCAGUUGGCCGGCUUGCUUACCGUCUUAGGAGGUGCUGGCUUAGUUAGAACUUUAGAGGCAGCCGGCAAUACAUUGUAUUUGACUUUAGAAGAGCGUCGCAAAGAUAUGGAACCAAAAAAGUCAGAAACUAAUAGUACUGAGAAUAAUGAAGACUAA